Messenger RNA from Gambusia affinis (western mosquitofish), 1395 nucleotides. It is a transcript of the gene mrpl57, whose product is annotated as mitochondrial ribosomal protein L57. The record is from RefSeq and is a predicted model, not a curated record. Bases 919 to 1230 code for a protein of 103 amino acids. Gene Ontology annotation, cellular component: mitochondrial ribosome. The transcript has 2 exons. Gene Ontology annotation, molecular function: structural constituent of ribosome. Gene Ontology annotation, biological process: mitochondrial translation. Lineage: Eukaryota; Metazoa; Chordata; Actinopteri; Cyprinodontiformes; Poeciliidae.
CACUAUCUUCCUGUUGUAAAAUGAUCAUCAUUGUGACUCAGUGUGCAAAGGGCAGCUUUUAGUAAAGUAAUAAAUUAGCUAGAUUUAUUGGAUUGGGAGUAAGAUUAUUUACGUGAGUUUUGUCAUAUAAUUUUUUGUCUCAAUAAUAAGAAACAGCGCUACUGUUCAGUUCCAGUUAGAACAGUUAAUGUGUUUACAUCAGUAAAACAAAUACUAAACUCCAAAACCAGAAAGUAGUGAUAGCUAAGAUAGGUUACGAUGAAGCUUCAGCAAAUUAAACCUUCAUAUCGUGUUGGUAAAAUUUUUGCACGCCUAUUUUUCCGUGAGACUAAUUAUUAUUAUUAUUAUGAAUAAUAAUGACUAUUAGAAUGGACUUUAUUUUUAUUAUGCUGGGAGUCACAAAAAAAUGGAGGAUGCUCCCAAUCACUCCCACAGAAAUUAAAAUUUCCAUUAAAAAAUGGCAGAAAGAGGUACUUUACUUAAAUAGUGCGACGUAUGAAAUAUACGCUGAUUAUAUAAAAUGUAUGCAAAUAAAUAACACAGUGAAGCUCUGUGUGUCAUUGUUCUGGUGAUUUCAAUGAAACAAAUGUUGGAAAAUAAAAUUCAGCAAUAAUUCUGACGAGAAAUAAGAGUCAUUAAUCCAACUCCAGUGACAUUGCACAGCAACAAGAUGAUUAGCAUUAAAUAUUAUUUGUAUUUAUAUCUUGUAUUUUUUUUCAUUUACUUGCAUUGUUUCUUCUGAUUUGGAUUGCUUACCAAUUAUUGAACAACCUGCUUUAUUUCAGCAGAUGCAUAAAGUGGUGCUGUUUUACAAAAAUACUGAUUUCAAAGGAACAGCAGAGGAAAAGAAAAAAAACAACUAUUCAACCAGUGAAAGUAGUCCAAACCAAUAAUGUGAAGGUGGGAUAAUUUGCCGCCAUGUUCCUCACCCUCAUGCUGCUGCGCAAAGGCAUUCCCGGGAAGCAGUGGAUCGGGAAGCAUCGCCGCCCGCGGCAGAUCACGUGGCAGAUGCAAACCAAGAUGGUGAAGCACCUGGAGCGCGAGGCAGAGAACGAGUACUGGCUCAGCCGGCCGUACCUGACGAAGGAGCAGGAGGUCCGCCACGCCGCCGAGCGCAGGGCCCGAACCUGGCAGCAGAUCAAGGAGGCCAACUUCGCCAACUUUCCCGAACACAAACGCAUAACGGAUCACCUGAGUCAUCUGAGGAUCACCAAGACGUGGUCGAGUUAACGCCGCCGGCCGAUUUUUAUUUUAUUUUUUUUGAUGCAAAGACUGGUUUUCUCAACAAAAUGUUUGUUUUCUGAUUUAUGUAAAUCAGACUAUUUCGGCUGAAAAUUGAUGUCUGUCGAAGACAUUGCUCAUGUGUGAUUGUAGUAAUAAAAAAUGUAUGUCACA